Messenger RNA from Dacryopinax primogenitus, 444 nucleotides. RefSeq lists its product as uncharacterized. The transcript has 2 exons. NCBI's taxonomy places the organism in Eukaryota, Fungi, Basidiomycota, Dacrymycetes, Dacrymycetales, Dacrymycetaceae. The record is from RefSeq and is a predicted model, not a curated record. Bases 1 to 444 code for a protein of 147 amino acids.
AUGGAUAUUCUUUGUACACAUGUUCCUGCUGUUACUCUCAGCCUGACUAGCUUUGACCAGUGGCUUACCAUCCAAGAGCAGCUCGCUGGGCAUUGGAACAAGACUGACCCGACCUUCGCCAAUGAUUACCAAGCGAUGCAGCAGUACUUCGCAAGCAUCACAUCCGAAAGCAACGGCUGGAUGUGGGAUGGACGACGGUGUGGAGAUAGUGAAUUCGUAUUUGACCUGGCGACGCGGUUGCGGAAUAUCGUGGUGGAGCAGGUCGACACCGCAGUGAAUCGGCCAACCCAGUUCAAUCGUCGCGGCGAGAUGGUGUGCUACUUUGCGGCAUUCGCUAUCGUAUCCCUAAUCCAGCGCUUUGUCGUCUGUGCCCACGGAACAAUGGGCCAUCAGCAGAUCGAGUCCUUGCUGGCAAAGAGGUUCAGCAAGGUCGAUUCGCAAUAA